Molecule: messenger RNA, 1359 nt
Organism: Cantharellus anzutake
Lineage: Eukaryota; Fungi; Basidiomycota; Agaricomycetes; Cantharellales; Hydnaceae
Exons: 8
Coding region: 1-1359 (452 amino acids)
Biological process (GO): peptidyl-threonine phosphorylation
Cellular component (GO): cytoplasm
Molecular function (GO): protein serine/threonine kinase activity
Source: RefSeq, a predicted model, not a curated record
AUGAACAUCGACUCGAUCCAGCAGCGUUUAGAGGAUAUGGAGAUGGAGGACAAUGGUGUUCGCUACGGCUAUGGAUCGAGGAAGCUCCUUGAUCUGGUGUUCGUCCAGGAUGCUACUGGGAGUCAAGGCGCAUAUAUAUCAUCAGCGACUAAGAACAUUGAAGAGAUCGCUGCAACCAUCUUCGAAUCUGGCAAAUUACAAUAUCCAGAGGAUCUUCGAGUUGGCCUAAUCGCCUUUAGGGACCAUCCCCCACAGGACCAUACAUAUGUGACCAGAAAUUUUGGUUUUUCAUCGGAUAUUAAGAAAGUGCAUGAGCAUCUUAAAUCACUUUUCGCCUCAGGAGGUGGUGAUGGACCGGAGGCUGUUACGGCGGCGUUAGGGGAGGCAUUAAAUAUGGACUGGAGGCCAGAGGCCAGUAAGAUGGUAGUGUUGAUAGCGGAUGCACCUCCACAUGGAAUUGGAGAGUACGGAGAUGGGUUCGAUCAUGGUUCUCCGGAUGGAUUGGACCCCUUGCAGAUUGCGCGAGAAAUGGCAUCAAGGGGGAUUACUUUAUUCUUUGUUGCAUGCGAACCUGCUCUUAGUGGAUAUACUCAUGCUACGGACUUCUAUCAAGCACUCACUGGAAUAACAUCUGGAUUAAUGCUACCCCUUACGACUGCGAAUCUUUUAUCACAUGCCAUUAUUGGCAGUGUUCUGGAGAACUUGGAUAUGGAGCGUAUCAUUCAAGAAGUCGGUCAAGCCGUCGCCCACCGCAUUCUCGGGGGUAAUGAGAGUGUCGAUGAUGUUGCUAAGGAGCUUCACGAGAAACUCCUGCUCCGGAACGAAAGCACCCAGAAGCUUGUGGUGGAGAAUAUCUAUCGAGAGACACCCGAAGCCAUUCACAACGUCCAAGUGUGGGCCAAUGCACCUACUAUCAAAGAUGCGCGUCCUCAAUUGCAGAAGGUAAAAGGUUCUCGUUUCACGGAGAAGUAUCUGGCUGCUCGCUACGCACCAUCUCGAGUCUCAUACCCAUCCAUCACGAGAUCUCCAAUCAAAUCUGCCUCACCGCCACGAAAAGUUGUAUCGACUUUCGCUACAUUCGAAGCUAAGCCUGCCACCCAUCCAAUGUUCGGUUCCGCCGUCUCAGCACCGACCUUUGGGUCACCAAUGAAAUCUGGGCGUGUUGGUUCUUCUUUUGGUCGAAUGAGAGGAGUGGGAGACUCUGAUGAUGAGGACGAUGAUGAUGGCGCGAAAACUGGUGUAGCGUUCGAUGAUGAUGAUGGAGUGCAAAAAAUUGGAUUAAGCUCCGGGGCAAUCACCUUUGAUCAGGCUCGGAGGAUUGCUUUGCAAAGCGCAUGGCGCGGAACCAGGCAUUUGUAA